GUACAGUUGUAUUUUUAUGUAUUUAUUUUUUAAAACUGUGCCUUUUAAUAUUUAUGAUUGCAGUCAUGAGUGUCUUUUCUUAAAUUACUGAAAUAUUUACCUUUUGAGAUAGCCUAUACUCAGUUGCUUUUACCAAUUGCCAGUGACAUAGCACAGGCUUGAUAAGUCAGAUUGUGUUUAUUCCAGCGACAUGCAGUUAAAAUGUGCAUAAAGACACUUUGCUUAUCUAGGCUUUUAAUGUCUAUGGAUGGCAACUGGUACUGAAGAUGCUGAACUACUGUCAACGACCCUUUACACUGACAGCUCACAAUGAUAGACAGUGUCCAAGUACGGAGUCGGGGGGCUGUAGAUUUUCAGUCAUACUAUGAAUAUGCCUGCGCUCUGCAAGACUCGGUUCCACUGCCAGCUGUGAAAGCGAAGCUUGGCCAGGGUAUCUUGGACCUCAAUGGAGAUCGGUUAAAGCUGGUUGACUGGACUCCCAUAUUAAAUUCUCUUACUAUCAACAAACAUCUACAUCAUGUUGCAAUAAGAAGCUACCAUCAGCCAAGUCUUGGUGAAGCAGAAAGAUAUAGAACGUCUUACAGGAAAAAAAUCCCAGCCUUCCGUUCCAAGGACAUGACAUUCAGACUGUGUAAAUCAGUUAGAGGUUGUCUGACUGUUUCAUAUUCUCUCAAAACUGUGGAACUGCAAGGCCUUCCAUUGCGAGAAAGAGAUUUAAUUCUUUUAACAAAGGGAUUAGCAAAAACAACAUCUUUGGAGAACCUUUCGUUGGCAUACUGCCCCAUAGGAGAUGAAGGAUUGGAAGUUAUUUGCCAAAGUGUGAAGAACUCCACCUCAAUCAAGACAGUUAAUUUUGCAGGCUGUAAUCUAACAUGGAGUGGGGCUGAACACAUGGCAAACAUCGUCAAGUACCAGGCAACCAAAAGACACAGUGAGGCUUGGGCUGAAAGUCUUCGCUAUAGAAAACCUGACCUAGACUGCAUGACUGGCUUACGAAGGAUCAACCUUAGCUGCAAUACCCUAAUUGGGGAUCGGGGAGCCAUUUCCUUCGCAGACGCUCUUAGAGAAGAUCUCUGGCUAAAAGCACUUGACCUUCAGAAGUGUGGGAUAUCCAACGAAGGAGCCCGAGCACUGCUGGAUGUGCUGCAGUCUAACACCACAGUAGUAGUUCUCGAUCUUCGGAAAAAUCCUUUAGUUGAUAAUGAUCUUAUAAAGUCUAUAAUUGAAAGAGUACUUGUGAAUUCCAAUGAAGCCAGCCCUGAGUACAACUGGAUAAACCUACCACCUGCAAAGGACUCAUUGAAACCUAAACAGCGGAAAAGAACCAUAAUGCUUGGAAGUGGAGUAAGAGGAAAAGCUACCAUCAGGAUAGGACCUCGGAAACUGUCAUCUAAUGGGAAAAGUCUGUCUGUUAUUGCAUGUAAUGUCCCACAGCCAUUACCACCUGGGGCUCAUGGUUAUAUUCCUUGGCGUACUGCUGCACGGGCUAGGAGGCACAGAGGCUGUUCGUCAGUACAAGAGAGUUUGCUUGUUGAUCAGACAAUUCAGGCUGGAAGUCCUGUGAAGGUUAUUCUAGAAAGUGACUUUUCAGAUACAGAAGAGUUGGAUGAUAAUCUGCAGAGACCUACAGCAUCCAGCUUCUCAGACAAAAUCGAUGUAAAACAGUUUAAGAGGCUACAGGUAGAAUUGGAGGAGUGCCGACUCAGGCUAAGGGAAGAAAAAAGGGCAAGAGCCAAGGCAGAUGCACGACUGGUUGAGCUGGAUGUUGAAAACGCACAAAUAAGAAACAUAAACCUUUCUUUGUCUGAGGCCCUACAUGCACAGUGCAUGACGUCAAGUAUACUGGAGGAUGAGGCAGUGCUAGAGAGUAUUGAGACUUCAUUUAAAAAGUUCCACGCCUUUUUGGACCUUCUUAAAGAUGCAGGGCUGGGGCAGCUUGCAUCUAUGGCUGGAAUCAGUCAGUCUGAUUUUGGACCAUUGGGACGGCCCCAGCUUUCUUCCACUGUUGGUAAGCCUGAAGCACGAUUAACAGAGGACACAGACCACAGAGCAGAGGAACGACCUUCUGCAAGCCAGUUUGCUGCUGGAAAUACAGAUCAUACUCAAUCUGUUUUCAAGUCAACGGAACUUGGAAAUGGUGCAAUUCCUACAAGAAAAGAUUGGCAGAAAUCUGCUUCACAAAGUCUGCGGUCUAGUCAAAGCGAGCCUGAAAUGAAAUACCCAAGCCAAAGCAGUGGGGAAUCCUCAGCUUCUAUGAGAAGGUUUUGAACGGUAUCUGUGAAACUUCAGGGCUUGUCUGAAGAUCCGUCUCUUGGUAGAAGUCAAGCAUGCUUUGGAAAUGGUGCAAACAGACAAAGUAAUGGGAACAGAAGCAAAUCCUUAAAGAUUGGUUCACAAAUCAUUGGCAACAUACCUUUUCUUGCUGGAGAAGAUGUACAUGAAUCGAAACCAGCUGAUUACUGUGAAGACUAGAUAAGAAAUCCCAUUAAUAUGUCUGUUCUGUUGGAAGCCUGGGAGAUGGGUUUGAUGAGGAAUUUUGAGAUAGUCUCUUCUUUGGUUUUGAAAUACAGCAAAAUCUAUUUGUAUUCUACAUGUUAUUACAGAAGUACAAAUGCCUUUGUUUUGUUCAGUUUUGUAAAAUAAUGAACAGUUCAAACAUACACAGGUACAUCUAAACUGUUUGAUCUGGAUGUCAAUUUGUUCAUGACCUUAAUUUGUGUGUGAUUUUUUUUUUUUUUUUUUUUUUUUAAGUGAAUCUUUUUGCUUUGCCUUUCCCUUUCUCUCUGUGUGUUUUGUUUUUAAUAAUAAAAUAAAAAAUGAAUGCCUGUAAGUAUUUUUAUAAACAUACCAAGUAAAGAUUGUGUAAAUAUUUAUUGUGAUGCUGAUUUAAAAGAUUUAAGCAUUUUUUAUUA
Molecule: messenger RNA, 2912 nt
Organism: Polyodon spathula (Mississippi paddlefish)
Lineage: Eukaryota; Metazoa; Chordata; Actinopteri; Acipenseriformes; Polyodontidae
Gene: cep78
Product: centrosomal protein 78
Exons: 16
Coding region: 310-2268 (652 amino acids)
Cellular component (GO): centrosome
Molecular function (GO): protein binding
Source: RefSeq, a predicted model, not a curated record